Messenger RNA from Dendrobium catenatum, 3783 nucleotides. RefSeq names its product phospholipid-transporting ATPase 1. The record is from RefSeq and is a predicted model, not a curated record. Gene Ontology annotation, biological process: phospholipid translocation. Gene Ontology annotation, molecular function: ATPase-coupled intramembrane lipid carrier activity; ATP binding; magnesium ion binding. Bases 838 to 3714 code for a protein of 958 amino acids. Lineage: Eukaryota; Viridiplantae; Streptophyta; Magnoliopsida; Asparagales; Orchidaceae. Gene Ontology annotation, cellular component: plasma membrane. The transcript has 7 exons.
GGAACGCCUUCGAUUCUCGUCUUCUUCCGGUGUCCGUCACGACUCACGAGAACAGUGCGGAGGAGAGAGAGAGAGAGCGCUAUAAAUCGCUGAACGGCGAAUUUCGCGCUCCGCCAAUUGCUCUCGCCUCUUCCUCCUUCUCUCUACAGCAGGGGAAGGAAAAAGGGCUCGGUUUCCAAACCCUAACCUAUCUAUACUUCGUCUGCAAACAUCAGGGAAAGCUGAUUUGGCUCAGAAUUGUGUCAGAGGCGUCAGAUCUGUGGCUCUGCUAGCGAGAAGGCCUUCAUAUGCAGCAAUGGCAUUGGAAUCAGCUUGCUAGAUAGCGAUUUUUGGCUUUUUCUUGAGAGUUUAGGCGCUUCCGUCGGUGGCCGUUCGCGGGCUCUCAAGCGCCGCCGUUGAUAUCCUCCGGAAACGAGAGUGUGUGAGUCGGGAAGCCUCGAUUAGAAAGCAGAUGGAGUGAGCCUUGAUCUCUCAUGGAAGCAAAGAGCUAAAAUCCUUGUUAAACUGCUCUUCACAUGGAAAAAGAAAACUGGUUUAGAACUUUUUCAGCAUACAGAAUUUUGCUUCAAAUGCAUUCUCACACAGGCUUUGUUUAUGACUUUUGACAAGCCUGUGCUGUGCUCACCUCAAUUUGAAGCCAGUUUUCUUCCAGUGCUGCAGUCUUGCUCAGGUCAAGGUUUUCCAGUUGGAGAUAAGGAUUUAUCUCAGCUACAUAUUGGGGACUCUCAUUGAACAACUACUACGGAGCGGUUUCAUUCAGCAGAGUCACAUUUCUUUGAUCAGAUUGUUCUGGAAUGCCCUCCUCAACAAAUAAGCCGCCUUGUGUAUUGGGAUGCUAUGGAACGCCAAGGCAUUCCAUCUUCUUUGGAAAUUUCUGUGUCUGUUGAGGGAUGGGAAAAGGGAAGCAGACCACGUAGGCUCCGUCGCAAAAGUGUUCAGUUUGAUGACCUUUUUUCAUCUGAUGAUAGCCCAAGGUUGAUAUACAUUAAUGAUCCAAGAAAGACAAAUGAGAAAUAUGAGUUCACUGGGAAUGAGAUUCGUACCAGUAAAUAUACUGUCAUCACCUUCUUACCUAAAAACCUGUUUAUCCAAUUUCACAGAGUAGCUUAUUUGUACUUCUUAGCCAUUGCUGGAUUGAAUCAGCUUCCUCCCUUGGCAGUUUUUGGUCGCACUGUUUCUCUGUUCCCCCUUCUAUUUGUGCUUUCUGUGACUGCUAUAAAAGAUGGUUAUGAAGACUGGAGAAGGCACCGGUCUGAUCGCAAUGAGAACAACCGUGAGGCUGAAGUUUACCAAUUUGGACAAUUUAGAAUAAAGAAAUGGAAAAAUAUACAUGCCGGAGAGGUGGUGAAAAUUUUUUGUGAUGAAACCAUACCUUGUGACAUGGUCUUGUUAGGGACAAGUGAUCCGAAUGGUGUAGCCUAUAUCCAGACAAUGAAUUUGGAUGGUGAGUCGAAUUUAAAGACGAGAUAUGCACGUCUGGAAACUACUUCCAUGUGUGCUGAAGUAGGUUGUUAUUCUGGGAUAAUCAGAUGUGAGCAGCCUAAUAGGAAUAUUUAUGAAUUUACAGCCAACAUGGAGUACAAUGGACACAAGAUCUCACUUGGCCAGUCAAACAUUGUGUUGAGGGGCUGCCAGCUUAAGAACACUGCCUGGAUUAUUGGGGUUGUUGUGUAUGCUGGACAGGAAACAAAAGCAAUGUUGAACAGUGCUAUCUCACCUUCCAAAAGGAGCAAACUUGAAAGCUAUAUGAACAGGGAAACUCUGUGGUUAUCAGUUUUUCUUUUUGGCAUGUGUGCAGUUGUGGCAUUAGGUAUGGGAUUAUGGCUUAAAGAGCACGAGCAUCAGCUAGACUCUCUACCUUACUAUCGAAGGAGAUACAUCACUAAUGUGAGAGGAAAUGGAAAAUAUUACAAGUUUUAUGGGAUCCCUAUGGAAAUAUUUUUUUCUUUUUUAAGCUCUGUCAUAGUCUUUCAAAUAAUGAUACCUAUAUCUCUCUAUAUAUCAAUGGAGCUUGUCCGGUUGGGGCAGUCUUAUUUCAUGAUUGAGGAUGCACAAAUGUAUGAUAAUAGUUCAGGCUCUAGGUUUCAGUGCAGAUCAUUGAACAUUAAUGAGGAUUUGGGCCAAAUAAGAUACAUAUUUUCUGACAAGACAGGUACUUUGACUGAGAACAAGAUGGAAUUCCAAAGGGCUAGCGUGUAUGGAAAGGACUAUGGAACCUCCUUAAAAACAACUGGCAGUCCAGUGAUGCGUGAACGCUUUUCUGGAGUGUUAGGACAAAGGAGAUGGAAGCUGAAAUCAGAAAUUAAGCUUGACACUGAACUUGUGAAAUUAUUGCACAAAGACAUAACUGGAAUGGAAAGAUCUGCUGCUCAUGAAUUUUUUCUUACCUUGGCAGCUUGUAAUACUGUCAUUCCAAUAAUUUCAAGUUCAUCGUCCAGUUUAUAUGAUCUAUCAUCUGAUGAAGUUGUGUCUAUUGAGUACCAGGGUGAGUCUCCUGAUGAACAAGCCCUAGUUGCUGCUGCUUCUGCUUAUGGAUUUACUCUCAUUGAACGCACAUCUGGCCACAUUGUUAUUGAUGUCAAUGGUGAGAUGCUUAGGUUAGAUGUACUUGGCCUCCACGAGUUUGAUAGUGUGCGGAAGAGAAUGUCUGUGGUGAUCAGGUUUCCUAACAAUGCCGUGAAGGUUCUGGUAAAGGGUGCUGAUACUUCAAUGUUAAGUAUUCUUGACAAUCAGAUUGACGGUUGCAGUAAUGGAACUGAGUCUGCAAGAAUAAGAAAUGUGACUGAGAAUCAUUUGAAUGAUUAUUCCUUACAAGGCUUGCGGACCCUCCUAAUUGCUGCAAGGGAACUUAAUGGUGCCGAAUUGGAGGAGUGGCAGGUGAAGUAUGAGGAAGCCAGUACUUCAUUAAGUGAGAGAGUAACCAAGCUUCGUCAAGCAGCUGCCCUUGUAGAAUGUCAAUUAAAUCUCCUUGGAGCUACUGGGGUUGAAGACAAAUUGCAAGAGGGUGUGCCUGAGACCAUAGAAUCCCUUCGACAAGCUGGCAUCAAAGUUUGGGUUCUCACAGGUGACAAGCAAGAGACUGCAAUCUCUAUUGGUCUAUCUUGCCGGCUCCUGACUGGUGACAUGCACCAAAUUAUUAUCAAUGGGACAUCUGAAGAUGAUUGCAGGCGCCUUUUGGCUGAUGCAAAGGCAAGAUAUGGAGUGAAACCUUUGAUUUACACCAAUGGAUGUGGGAAACUGAAAGAGGGUGAAUUUCUCGAUUCUACUGAGAAAUUAGUAGGCUCCAGAAAUCUUCCACUUGCACUUAUUAUUGAUGGAAACAGUCUUGUUUACAUCUUGGAGAAAGAACUCGAACCACAUCUAUUUGAUCUGGCAACAUCCUGUAGGGUUGUACUUUGCUGUCGUGUUGCACCCUUGCAAAAAGCUGGAAUUGUGGAUCUUAUUAAAAGCAGGGCAAAUGACAUGACUUUGGCAAUAGGUGAUGGAGCAAAUGAUGUUUCAAUGAUCCAAAUGGCCGAUGUUGGUGUUGGGAUAUGUGGUCAAGAAGGUCGGCAAGCAGUCAUGGCAUCCGAUUUUGCUAUGGGGCAGUUUCGCUUCCUCAAAAGAUUGCUUCUUGUUCAUGGACACUGGAACUAUCAGCGGGUCGGCUACUUGGUUUUGUACAACUUCUACAGAAAUGCUGUUUUUGUGCUAAUGUUGUUCUGGUAUGCAUAAUGACUUUAAAAACAACCAGCCUAUCUUCUGCUGAUAACACCAGAGGUUGAUUUUCCAAUGGUUUUCUUC